AUGACGAACGAGUUCUUGAUGACGGUCGGUCCCAAUCCCAGCAGUGGCUCGAGUAAGUCGGGAGCUUCGGUGGGAAUCUCCUGCGUCGCCCGUCCGCAUGGCCACUGUUUCUUCUCCAAUUGCUCGCACUUCUUCUCCAAUCACUUGAUUCCGGCGCUGAUUUUGGCCGGCGUCGCGGGCGCCACCAUUCGUUGCAUUCGAUUGGCCAGACGGUAAGUUGGGGGUAAAAUACGGGGCUGCUUUCUUUGCGAUUACUAUUAACAUAUCACGAGUUUGAAUUAAGGUUGAUACGGGUUUAAAAAUUCGAAAUUUUAGGUUUUCUUAAAAAAAAAUUAUUUUAUCAAGUUUUUUUCAGAGGCGGUGGUCAAGUGGACAAAAACAACAAUGCCGCUUCGUAG
Messenger RNA from Bursaphelenchus xylophilus (pine wood nematode), 398 nucleotides. The record is from the annotation of a GenBank genome assembly. NCBI's taxonomy places the organism in Eukaryota, Metazoa, Nematoda, Chromadorea, Rhabditida, Aphelenchoididae.